This is a messenger RNA of Colletotrichum aenigma, 1176 nucleotides long. It is a transcript of the gene mvd1, whose product is annotated as Diphosphomevalonate decarboxylase. Gene Ontology annotation, molecular function: diphosphomevalonate decarboxylase activity; ATP binding. The record is from RefSeq and is a predicted model, not a curated record. The coding region runs from base 1 to 1176 and encodes 391 amino acids. NCBI's taxonomy places the organism in Eukaryota, Fungi, Ascomycota, Sordariomycetes, Glomerellales, Glomerellaceae. The transcript has 2 exons. Gene Ontology annotation, biological process: isoprenoid biosynthetic process; isopentenyl diphosphate biosynthetic process, mevalonate pathway. Gene Ontology annotation, cellular component: cytosol.
AUGGCCGACACCAAGGUCUACCGCGCCAGCACCACGGCGCCCGUCAACAUCGCCGUCGUCAAGUACUGGGGCAAGCGCGACGCCAGGCUCAACCUCCCCACCAACAGCUCCCUCUCCGUCACCCUCUCCCAGGCCGACCUGCGAACCCUCACGACCGCCUCCUGCUCCGCCUCCUACACCGACGGCGACUCCCUCAUCCUCAACGGUGAAUCCUCCGAUGUCUCGGGCGCCCGCACCCAGGCCUGCUUCCGCGAGCUGCGCGCCCGCCGCGCCGCCCUCGAGGCCCAGAACCCCUCCCUCCCCAAGCUCUCGACCUACCCCCUGAAGAUCGUCACCGAGAACAACUUCCCCACCGCCGCCGGCCUGGCCUCCUCCGCCGCCGGUUUCGCCGCCCUCGUCCGCGCCAUCGCCGACCUCUACGAGCUGCCCGACUCCCCCUCCGAGCUGUCCCUCGUCGCCCGCCAGGGCUCCGGCUCCGCCUGCCGCAGUCUGUUCGGCGGCUACGUCGCGUGGCGCAUGGGCGAGCAGGCCGACGGCUCCGACUCCAAGGCCGAUCUCGUCGCCGAGGCGUCCCACUGGCCCGAGAUGCGCGCGCUCAUCCUCGUCGUCAGCGCCGCCAAGAAGGGCGUCUCGUCCACCUCGGGCAUGCAGCAGACCGUCGCCACGUCGGGCCUGUUCAAGCAGCGCGUCGCCGAGGUCGUGCCCAAGCACAUGGCCGAGAUGGAGGACGCCAUCGCGCGCCGCGACUUUGCCCAGUUCGCUGAGGUCACCAUGAAGGACUCCAACUCGUUCCACUCCUCGUGCUCCGACACCUACCCGCCCAUCUUCUACAUGAACGACGUCUCCCGCGCGGCCAUCCGCGCCGUCGAGCAGAUCAACGCUGCUGCCGGAAAGACCGUCGCCGCGUACACCUUCGACGCUGGCCCGAACGCCGUCAUUUACUACCUCGAGGAGAACGCCGCCACCGUCGUCGGCGCGUUCACCCCCGUCUUGAGCGCCGUCACCGGCUGGAAGGACGGCGCCAGCAGCCUGCAGUCGCCCGUCACUCUGGAUGAGACCGUCGCUGGCAUCAUCAAGGGCGGCGUCAGCCGUGUCAUUCAGACCGGUGUUGGCGAGGGUCCUAUCAAGUCGGACAUUUACCUUGUCGGCGAGGAUGGCCAGCCCGCUAAGCGGUAG